UCUCAUGUUACUGGCUUACUUACACUUCACUUAACUUACCACGCGCUCCGAAGUUUGUUAUCGCAAGAAAUUCAGAAAUGUCGAACGAUUUACUAGGGAAAAUUGCCGAGAUUGAUAAAGACGUCGCAGAUAGUUUAAAGGAGGGUGGCCUCACAAAUGAAGAUGUCAAGGAACUGUGUUAUGAUGCAUUAAAGGAAAUUAUUCCUGGCGAUGGUAUGAAAUUGAUUUUACUGCGGUCACGCAUCUGGAAAGUAAUAUCUCAGGAAACUGAGAAAGCACCAACUGAUAAAUCUCAUCCAACAACAAAGGCUUUGGUCGAAAAGCGAAAAAUUGAUAUGGCAGUCUGUGUGGAUAAUCAUAUUGACUUGUCAGAAGAUGAUACUUUCUCAUCAUCAUCAACAGAUGAUAAGGGCCUUACAAAAGCCGGGCCUUCAACAAAAAGAGCAAAGCCUACUCCAGCAACCCCACCAGCAACAUUUCAAGUGAAAUCCCCAGUCUUCACUAUAUACCGUGACAGACGGGUUGACUUGGCUGUGGAAAGUGGUAGUAUACCAGAACAUUUGGUCCAUGACAUUGUGCGGGGAACAGUCAGCAACAUGAUAUCCAUGACCUUGUGUGACCCAUGGAAUCGAUUGCCCACUACAAUGGAGCUGAAGGAAAUGGCAAAAAGUCUUGUUGUGACGUAUCCAUUGCUAUCUGAUCCAGUGAAUGGCCAUGAACGUUUAUUUAACCGCCUGAAGAAGAGAAUGUAUAACAAGAAGACAGUUGAGAACAAGCGGGGGCCCAAUAAGAAAAAAGCCAGCAACAAGAUAACCAGUUAUAUUAAAACCACUGAAUGUCCAGAAGACCAGCAAUCCAACGAUGUAGAUCCAAUCAUGACUGAUAUUAGCACUGGUGAACAGCAGAGCAAUGCUGAAGCUGGAAGUAGCAACAGUUCAGAGUCAUCUGUCAGUGGCAUGGAUGAUAUGAUUAUGGGCAGAUUAUACAAUUCUUUGUCAAAAGAGAUGCAAAAAAGCAAGCCAUCGCCCAAUGUAAUUAAUUCAUACUUAAACCAAGAGUUUAAAUCAAGACGAGCCCGUAUCAAGAAAAUGCCAGCAACAGAAAGAUGCUCAAGAUUGUUUGAGCUGUAUCCAUGCUUUAAAAACCCUGUAGAGAUUACUGAAGAGGUGCGCCGGAUUAAUGAAAAAGCUGUCAAUAAUGAUCCCAAAAAAUUUAUGAAUGAAUGUGUCAUGAGAUUGGAAGAAGAGCUGGAUGUAAUGUUAUAUUUUGGUUGCUCAAAGCAAAGGAUGGAGCUCCCUAAAAAACCUGGAAAGGUUUCCAAAGUUGUACAGCUUAUGAAGAAUUAG
This is a messenger RNA of Dendronephthya gigantea, 1346 nucleotides long. RefSeq lists its product as uncharacterized. The coding region runs from base 78 to 1346 and encodes 422 amino acids. NCBI's taxonomy places the organism in Eukaryota, Metazoa, Cnidaria, Anthozoa, Malacalcyonacea, Nephtheidae. The transcript has 7 exons. The record is from RefSeq and is a predicted model, not a curated record.